AGGGGUGGAGCCAAGGAGACGCAGCCGGGAGGAAGGAAGAGAAGGGGAAGGAAGAGCGGAGGGAGGGGAGAGGAUCCAGGCUCUCCUUCCUCUCGGUGACUUGGUCCGGAGCCGCAGCCUGCUCUCGCAUUGUUUCCUGCGGAAACGUGGGGGGCCCAUGGAGACUCACGCUUCUCCCCAGCCCCUAGCAGCAGCCCCCAGUCCAAGGGCCAGGCAUCCAGCAGGUGCUCAAUACUUAGUUGGGCAAAAGAGACAUGUGGCCCAAGUUUGCUCUGGGAACUUUUCCCCUCCCUUCUCCCCACUUCUCUGGAGAAGGCAGAGCAGGUUUUUGGGAAUACGCCCAGGCGCCCCAUGAAUAAUUGACCCUCCGUGGGGUCUCUGCCGCGUUGGGUCCGAGGGCUCGGAGUGGAGAAGCGGCUGGACGUUAGAGGCCAGUCGGGAGCCGGGGGAAGGCAAGGCUGCGCCAAGCCCCACGGCCCUGCAGGGAGGAGCUCGGGGCCCGACCCCCGCACGGCCAACGGCCACGCCUCGGCGCCCCCCAGCAGCGCGCCCGGGGGCGGAGGCCCAGGCUCUGCGCUGGGCGAGCCUGCGGGGGCCCGAUCCCAGCGGCUCCUCCGAGCCCCUUCCCCACCCCGGCCCAGGCGCUCGCAGUACGCCCCGCUCCCUCGAGUCUGGACGUCCAGGGCUCUGCAAACAGCUGUUCAAAGGCUUUUUACAGUUCAGUGCUCUGCGGGGAUGUUUGUUCCAAGCCCAUCUGCCUACUUUAAAAAUAUAUAAGUGAAGAACACACCCAACCUUCCACCUCUGGCUGGGGAGGGGCGGGCUCGGCGGCCCCCGCCCGCACUUCGGAAGGAACCCGCACCCGGCACCCGCGGCUGCGUUCCCCCCACCCCCAUCGACUCUCCUCUCGGGAGGACGUCCCAUGCUUCCCACGGGGGAGGGGGGCGUCCCCUAGGCCCCCUUUGUACCAGGCAGGACCGGGCCCCCCAUUUCCAUGCGAGGUUCUUAUGCUCCCCCUCUCCCCCGCUUCAGUUAAUCUUUGUUCCCCUUUUCUGCUGAGAGGAGAAAAAAAAAGAGAGAAAGAAAAGGAGGAAAAAAAGGCGUGACUUGAUUCUCAAACGAAACUCCCACAGCAAACAAAACCCUUUUAGAGAAAUAAGAAAGGAGGAAGAAGGAAGAAAAGAGGGAAGGAAAAAAAAAGAAAGGAGAGAGAAACCCCUCCAGGCUUUCAAUUUGAGUGGGAGAGUUGAACCGAAAGAAAGAGAAAGAAAGGAAGAAAAACCCUCUCUGCGGUAGAAAGAGAAAAGAAAACUUGGGCUGACAAGAGGGGGGUGUUGGGGGGGGUGGAAGGAAGUGAGAAAACAAAAGAGAGAUAAAAGGGCUGCUUUUCUGUCUUUCUCUUCCUCCGCGAGCUGGGUUAGGAGGAGCUGUUUUGCAUCCCUUCACGUCAGCCCUGCCUCAUUCCCUUCUUCCAGGGAGGGAGAGAGAGCGAGCGAGCGAGAGAGGGAGAGAGAGAGAGAGAGAGAGAGGAGAGGGAGAGAGAGGGGGAGAGAGAGAGAGAAAGAGAGGAGCCGGAGGGAGGGCGGCAGGAGCAGGCGGCGGGCGCGCGUGGAGGCGGGCGGCGGGCGCGCAGCAGCAGCCCGGGCGGUGGGCAGCCAGGAGCCCCCCCGGCCCCGGCCCGCCACGGGCCCCAGCGCAGGAGCCGCGCCCGGACCCAGGCGAUGCCCUCCUAGCCAGCCGCCGCGGGAUGGAGGGCUUCAUGGACUCAGGGACACAGACUGAUGCCGUGGUGGUGCUGUCUUUGGCUCAGGCCGCUGUGCUGGGCCUGGUCUCGGAAAAUGAGCUCUUUGGAGCCACCAUAAGCGCUGAAGCCUUCUACCCGGACCUGGGGCCGGAGCUGUCCGGGGCGGCCAUAGGGGAGCCCCGGCCCCCCGGCCCCGACGUCUACCAGCUGGCCUGCAACGGGCGGGCCCUGGAGGAGCCGGCCGAGGAGGAGGUGCUGGAGGUGGAGGCAGCCUUCGAGAAGCACACCCGGCGGAAGACGCGGCCGCCCGUGCGCCUGGUGCCCAAGGUCAAGUUUGAGAAGGUGGAGGAGGAGGAGGAGGUCUACGAGGUGUCGGUGCCCGGCAGCGAUGACAAGGAUGCCGGCCCAGCAGAGGCCCCCGCCGAGGCGGCCAGCGGCGGCUGCGAGGCCCUGGUGCAGAGCAGCGCGGUCAAGAUGAUUGACCUCAGCAUCUUCAGCCGCAAGCCCCGGACGCUGCGGCACCUGCCCCGCGCCCCGCGGCCGGAGCUGGACGUAACCCCUUUUGACCCCCACUUUCCCGACCCGGCCCGGGACGCCUUCCCCGAGCCUAGCAUGGCGCUGCCCAGGCCGGAGGCCCUGCCCGUGGAGUGCAGCUUCGAGCCGCCGCACCUGCCCCCACUGAGCGACCCCGAGCCCCCCACCAUGGAGUCCCCGGAACCCGUGAAGCCGGAGCAGGGCUUCGUGUGGCAGGAGGCAGGCGAGUUCGAAGCGGAUGCGGCCGGCUCGACGGUGGAGCGCCACAAGAAGGCCCAGCUGGACCGGCUGGACAUCAACGUGCAGAUCGACGACUCGUACCUGGUGGAGGCCGGCGACCGGCAGAAGCGCUGGCAGUGUCGCAUGUGCGAGAAGUCCUACACGUCCAAGUACAACCUGGUGACGCACAUCCUGGGCCACAACGGCAUCAAGCCACACUCGUGCCCGCACUGCAGCAAGCUCUUCAAGCAGCCCAGCCACCUGCAGACGCACCUGCUGACGCACCAGGGCACCCGGCCACACAAGUGCCAGGUGUGCCAGAAGGCCUUCACGCAGACCAGCCACCUCAAGCGCCACAUGCUGCUGCACUCGGAGGUCAAGCCCUACAGCUGCCACUUCUGCGGCCGCGGCUUCGCCUACCCCAGCGAGCUCAAGGCCCACGAGGUGAAGCAUGAGAGCGGCCGCUGCCACGUGUGCGUCGAGUGCGGCCUGGACUUCUCAACACUGACGCAGCUCAAGCGCCACCUGGCCUCCCACCAGGGCCCCACCCUCUACCAGUGCCUGGAGUGCGACAAGUCCUUCCACUACCGCAGCCAGCUGCAGAAUCACAUGCUCAAGCACCAGAACGUGCGGCCCUUCGUGUGCACCGAGUGCGGCAUGGAGUUCAGCCAGAUCCACCACCUCAAGCAGCACUCGCUCACCCACAAGGGCGUGAAGGAGUUCAAGUGCGAGGUGUGCGGCCGGGAGUUCACCCUGCAGGCGAACAUGAAGCGGCACAUGCUGAUCCACACCAGCGUCCGGCCCUACCAGUGUCACAUCUGCUUCAAGACCUUUGUGCAGAAGCAGACCCUCAAGACCCACAUGAUUGUCCACUCGCCCGUGAAGCCGUUCAAAUGCAAGGUGUGCGGGAAGUCCUUCAACCGCAUGUACAACCUGCUGGGCCACAUGCACCUUCACGCGGGUAGCAAACCCUUCAAGUGCCCCUACUGCUCCAGCAAGUUCAACCUCAAGGGCAACCUGAGCCGGCACAUGAAGGUGAAGCACGGCGUCAUGGACAUCGGCCUGGACAGCCAAGACCCCAUGAUGGAGCUGACGGGCACGGACCCCUCUGAGCUCGACAGCCAGCAGGAAAUGGAGGACUUCGAGGAGAACGCCUACGCCUACGCGGGUGUGGAUGGCAGCGCUGAGGCCAGCGUCCUCACCGAACAGGCCAUGAAAGAGAUGGCCUACUACAACGUGCUAUAGCACAGGCCGGGCCACCCGGAACGGGGCAAGGAGGGCGUGGGGCGUGCGGGCUGCCUCCCUGCAGCUGAGAAGUGAGCUGCCUCCCCACUGUCCUGAGCCCUGCCCUCCCACUUGGUCGUUUGCACCACUAGCGACGUGGAGACCAAAUGGAGACUGUACUACUGGCCUCAGCUGGGAACCCGGAGCAGGCCCCAGACAUGGUGGGGAAGGAAGGAUGACCCGGGAGGCCCAGGUCCCUGUCUCCUUGGCCUGCUGCUGCGGGAGAAAGGUGGAUGGGGGCCGUUUGGGGACAGGCCACUAGGGCAGAGAUUCUGUCCCUCCGGGCCCAGCAGAGCUGGGGCGGCCAGUGUUGGGGAGGCCAUUCUGAUGGCUCCUCAGGGGCCCUGUCACUGGAGGAAGAGAUCUCUUGAGCCAUGUCAUGUUUCUCCUCUGGACCACCUCCUGCCUCUAGGGAUGGUUGAGCUGUUGUGCUGGUUGGUCAGCCCUGCUCCCCACCCUCACCCCCUCCCAUCAGCCUGUGGACUGGGAAAAGCCCAGGCCCAGAGCCCCCUUCCCCACCCAGUCCACAGACAGCCAAGCAGGGCCCUCUGCCUUCUACCUCCUGGUGCCCUCCAUGCUCUCUGCCAGCCAGGCAUGCAUGCAGCCCCUAGGAAAGCAGGGUGCAGCCCCAACCCUGGCUGACAUCCUCUCCAGAAAGCCCCCAUCUCACAGCCCUGUUUGGAAGUGGGUGUCCCGAAAGCGGAUUCCAACAAACUGUUACCCAGGGCAGCACACCAGGGUACCCCGACAAAGCCAGGACAUGCAGUUCGUGAGGCACUUGCUAACAAAGAAAGGUGGCAGCCCCCCCCAAGUGAGGGGAAUAGGGAGGGGGUCACUGGGGACCAAGAGCGGCUGUCCUCAAGGAGGCCAAGGAUGGCCUGUGGUGGGCGGGGGGGGGGGGGGGGGGACUGGAGUUUUUCUUAUUUAAGGUCUAAUAAGUAUGCAUUUUGAGGACGGGGACAGCCAAGAGUCACCAGAGUCCUAGGAAGAGCAACAUAUUUUAAAAAGGAAGACCAUAGAGAAGGAAAAAAAAAAAAACACUUUUUUUUUUUUUUGAGCAAAGGUGGGUAUUUUGAAGGUAAUUUAUUUUUUCUUUCCAAAUCUACAUCACCUAUUCUCUUUUCUGAUGGACAUAAUUUUCUUUUUCCCAGCGGACGCUUUCUUGUGUGCUGUGCGUGCUUUGUGGCCCAGGGACUCGGGGUGGGGAUGGAGGGGGUACUUGCUGGUCUGGCCCUGGAGGGUGCGUGCAGCUGUGGGCAGGAAGCCUCAGGAGGCGAGGGCAAGAGACAGGAGAAAGCAGAGCCUGGCAGGCCCUCCACCCCUGCCUGGCCCCUCCGGCCGGUGACUCGUUCAGUGCCGCUCAGAGCAGUGGCCAGAGCUCCCAUCGCCUGCCCGCUCUCAGCCCCUCUGUCCCCAGCUCCUGCCGCAGAGCUGAAGACUGCAGGGCCCCCGGGGCAGUAAAAGAGCACAUUAAGGAAUGCCAGGGCACCCAGACUCCCACCCACUCGCCCCCUGAGGCCCCUGUGAUGGGGUGGGAGUGGGGGCAGACAGGGCCAUCCGCAAAGGCACAGGAGGUGAGGCCACGGGCCCCGGGGAACAGCUGGGAGGAGGUGCCCCCAGAGCUGUGUCCUUCCUGAAGGACCAAUGGCAACCCACUCCAGUCUCCUUGCCUGGAGAAUCCCCAUGCACAGAGGAGCCCGGCGGGCUACAGUCCAUGGGGUGGCAAAGAGUUGGACACAACUGAGUCACACACACACACACGCACACACACACACACACACACACAAGCCAGGCCUCAGGGUGGCUGAGAUCAGGAUUGGGGGGAGGGGAGGACACAGAAGCCUCAGGAUCAGGCAGCCAGGUGCCCCUUCCUUCUCCACUAGAGUUCAUGCUGAGCAGCAAAUGAGAGGACUGGGGGUCCUCACCCCAAGUGUGGCUGUCUAGACCCCGAGGCCCCCAGCCUCCCAGGUGCCCGCCAUGACGACCCUCAGGUGGCAGUGACCCCGUCACUGUAGAUGACAUUUUCUCCUGCUGAGCAGAAGCGUUGUCCCCUGCAAACUACCUCUUCCCACCACGUCUUCUCCCCCCACCCCAGGUACCAAAAAACAAAAACCCUGUAUCCCCUCCUCCUCCUCUUUCCGGCCACCCAGUGGCCUUGGUCUUGGAAGCCCACAGAAGGUCCGGCCCCGAGGCUGGUGCUCACCUGUCUUCCCCGCCGUCAGCACCAACCCUCCAAGAGGUUCCAUACUUGAAGAACCCCCCCACCCCUGCCCUGUGCCUUGGACCUGGGCAAGGCUGAGAGAAGGAAGCAGCAGCACAACUCACAAUCUGAGCUGGGGUCGAGGGCGGUGGUCUCAGCAAGGCUCCUGUCCUCACCCCGCCCCGCCCCACCCCCACCUGUUCAGAAGAGGCUCUCGAGGCCUCUCACGUGACUUGGAAACUCCUGGACAAACUCCAUUCUAACUUAUUUUGACAUGUAUACGAACCAACUGUUUUAGAAAUUCCACUCGUGCAAAGCCCUACUGUGUUUUUAUGUUCCUGUUUCAAAGAGAAGUUUACUUAGCAAUAAUUAUAAAUAAAUGAAUAUUCUUUAGUGA
Molecule: messenger RNA, 6378 nt
Organism: Cervus elaphus (red deer)
Lineage: Eukaryota; Metazoa; Chordata; Mammalia; Artiodactyla; Cervidae
Gene: ZNF710
Product: zinc finger protein 710
Exons: 5
Coding region: 1748-3742 (664 amino acids)
Source: RefSeq, a predicted model, not a curated record